This is a messenger RNA of Hyposmocoma kahamanoa, 459 nucleotides long. RefSeq lists its product as uncharacterized. The record is from RefSeq and is a predicted model, not a curated record. The transcript has 2 exons. Lineage: Eukaryota; Metazoa; Arthropoda; Insecta; Lepidoptera; Cosmopterigidae. The coding region runs from base 58 to 360 and encodes 100 amino acids.
GUGUACUCCAAACAGGGACGAACUGAAGAGCUGAGCCAAAUAUUUUAUAAUAGCAAUAUGGGCGGUACAUUACUGGUAGUGGCGGCGCUUCUGGGCUGUGUGAUUGCAGAUCCUUUAAUUUACCCUGCGCUAGUACCCUACCCUUAUUCCUCUUCCUAUGCCUACCAAUCAGCUGUCGUGUCAGAUUAUACUUUACCCUUGACACCACCACUUGCUUCAUACACAGCCUUGCCAGCUGUAGCGACACCGUACACUGCCCUGCCAGCAAUAUCGUCACCGUACACUGCGCUGCCCUUAACAUCUGCAUAUGCUGCAGCUCUGCCAGCUGCCUACACUACUUGGCCCUUCUUUCGUCGAUAAAAAUAUUAAAAAGUUUUAAUUGCCAGUCAAUAACAAAUAUGAAAUCAAGUACGGCUGUCAUUUGUUUAUUCUGAAUUAAUAAUAAAGUGUUUAUAUAGA